GCGCAGCGCUGGGCACGGAGCCCCGACCCCGCUAUGCCGCACUCGGUGGCCCUGCGCGGCCCCUCGCCGUGGGGCUUCCGCCUGGUGGGCGGUAAGGACUUCAGCACGCCGCUGACCAUCUCCAGGAUUAACCCUGGAAGUAAAGCAGCCCUGGCCAACCUGUGCCCUGGAGACAUCAUUCUGGCCAUUAAUGGGGAGAGCACGGAAGCCAUGACGCACCUGGAGGCACAGAACAAGAUCAAGGCAUGCGUGGAGCAGCUGCUGCUGUCUGUGAGCAGAACUGAGGGGAGGAGCUGGUCACCACCCAUACUGGAGGAUGGGAAGGCACAAGCUUACCGCAUCAACAUCGAGCCUGAGCCGCAGGAUAACGGCCCUGCAGUGGGCAAGAGGCCCGUGCCCCACGCUGCAGGUGGGAGCCCAGUGGACAGCAGGCAGGCACUGAGCCUGCAGCACUGCCAGCCCAGCCGGCCGCAUGCCAGCAGCAGCGCCGAUGCUGCCUUGCCGCUGCAGCUCAGUGGGCUGCACAUCUCUCCUUCCCAAAGCACCGACCCCUUAAAGUCCCUCCCACGGAACAGAAACGGGAUCGACGUGGAGUCAGAUGUCUACAAGAUGCUCCAGGAUUACGAGAGGCCUGCCUCAGAGCCCAAGCAGUCGGGGUCCUUCCGCUACCUGCAGGGCAUGCUGGAGGCUGGGGAGAACGGUGAAAAACUCGACAGACUGAGCAACCCUCGGAGCAUCAAACCUCCAGGACCAAAGCUUGGCUCUGCCAUGUCUGGACUGCAGAUGCUCCCUGAGUGCACGAGAUGUGGCAAUGGGAUCGUGGGAACCAUCGUCAAAGCCCGCGACAAGCUCUACCACCCCGAGUGCUUCAUGUGCGACGACUGCGGCCUCAACCUGAAGCAGAGGGGCUAUUUCUUCAUCGAGGAGCAGCUGUACUGCGAGACCCACGCCAAGGAGAGGGUUAAGCCCCCUGAGGGCUAUGACGUGGUGGCUGUUUAUCCGAACGCUAAAGUUGAACUCGUCUAAACCCAGGGCUCAGACGGCGCUCGCCCACCCGCACGCACGCCGCUGGCUUCGCAGAGUGGCUGUAAUCAACCCCGAUUACUGCAGCCCGACUCAAAUGCCUUUCUGUAGAUAAAACCGUUUACACUUGGGAUCUCCAGGGGAUGGUGUUGAAAGCGUAGGAACAGGUUUUUCCCUUCUCUUUGACACUUUUUUUUUAAUUUUUUUUUGGGGGGGGGGGAGGGUGCUGUGCUGGGUUAUUAGUCUGUGCCUUAACCUUAUCCAGGAUCUGUAUAAAUAUUGAUUCAUUCUCUUUUUUCCCUAUAAAACCAGGAUUCCUUCCCUCCCCCCACUGUCAUUUAAAGGAAGGAAGGAAAGCUCAAAGAAAAUAAGGCACUUUACCUACUACAAAGAGCUGCCUCCUGUACUGCAGCUUCAGUCUCCCACCCACUGGUGACUGCUCUGUGCCUCUGCACACCAAGCACCCAGCAAGGCUUGCUCCUGCCUUCCCCGUUCAGUUGCUCUCUCCUGCCUGCCCAGUAGCACAUCUAAAGGAUGCUGAGGCAGUGGGAGCACACCUGGCUGCCCUCCUGCACCUCAGUCCCCCUUGCUCCUCACAGCAAGGUGCUCUGCUUCUAUCCUUGCUUUGACCUUUUGUUGGGUUUUUUUGCAGAACUCCCCCCUGCCCUUACGCAGCAGCUGGGGAUGGGGUGGCAAAACCCCCCCGGAGGUUGGGAGGAGACACAGGAGCUGCUUGGCCCCCGGUCCUGAGCGAGUGGAUGUGACCUGUGACAGAGCUUUCCGUGGGCUUUGUUUAAGGGGGAGAUAAUUGAAGCUCUUGGGAUGCUGUUAUGUUGGAGAAACGUUUUCCACGUUCAUGACUGGAGGAGAGAGGUGCAGUUCAGACACCCUGCUGUCAGAUGCUACCACAGUGAUGGAAGCUGUGUGGUUGGUAGCACCAGGUCCCACAUUUCUGUGGGACAUUUGUGGAAACAUGUGGAAACACAUUUCUGCUUUCUAUGCUUUAUAAAUAAGAAAGCUCCUUCUGUAAAGGCAAAGAGCAUUUCCUUUGUGUUACUGCAUCCCUGUGUAAGGGGCCAGCAGGACUGUGCUGCAGUGGAGCCCCCAGGUGAUGACUCCAUAGGGCAGAUGGUGCUGGGGGGCACCGACCGACCUCUGGGGUCUGUGAGAACCAGCAGUGCAGCCCUAGGGAACAGCCCUAAAAACAAAAGUGGGGGGAAAACACCACCUCUGGGGACCAGAAAACCGAAAGUGAGAUGCUGGGGGUUGGGGAAAUGUCUGCUCCCUUCCAUGGACAGGGAUGGAGAUGGGCACUGCCAUAGGGCUACAGGGAGCUGCCAGCAGGACGUCCAUCCCAGCUCCUUUUGCCAUCUGUGUUUUUCGUUGUCUAAGUACAAGGAAUGCGUGGCAAUGUGAUCACCCAGCUGAGCCUGGGUUUGCUUGUAUUUGCAUAGCCUUGCUCAGUAGGUUGGGCCAGCUGAAUAGAAAUACUUGGGACAGCUGUAAGUGAUUAGGAGACUAAGGCUAAUCAGGUAUGAAGUGUUAUCACCUCUUGUUUGCGGGCCUCUGCUUGGAGCUCGUUAGUUUGCAAUCAGCAGCAGCAUUUGCUCUGACUUUCCUUAUUAACCUCGCUUGUUUCUGGGCUGGCAGCAGUGCUUCUGGAGGAGGGGGGAAGGAGGGGAUGUUGGGCCCAUUCUGUGGUUUGACCAUUAACUGCUGCUCACGGAUCGCUUCUGUUCCCUCUAUGGCUCUGUUUGGAAGGUUGCACUUCACCCAGAGCGGGGCCUGACAGCCCAGCAGGGCUCCCCCACAUCACUGCAGGAGUUGUGCUCCCUAAAGCAGCUCCUCACCCUGCAGCACAGGGAAUGCCCUAAAAACCCCACGAGCUGGAAGCGCCAAAGUGAUGCUGCAGGCACCGCAGCCCCAGGCUUCACCUGCAUCUCUUUAGUUUGGAAGCACAUUACCCACAAAUCAAUGUUUUUUACACCGUUCUCUUGCAAUGCUCAUUCCUACGAGUUACCAACACCUUCCAUCCUCCUGAGGAGCAUAAAGCCAGAGCCACCUCACAGCACUGCACUGUGACAGUGACUCUUGGCACCAAUUCCCCACAUGAUGCCCGGAGCCAGCAUGGGACCUGGCCUUGCCAGUGCCACCUUCUCCCUCUAUUUAACGCUGUAAAACAUUUGCAGGAUGAUGUGGUUUGUAUGAAAUACAAAAUAAAACGGUAUUGUUGGUU
Molecule: messenger RNA, 3259 nt
Organism: Lagopus leucura (white-tailed ptarmigan)
Lineage: Eukaryota; Metazoa; Chordata; Aves; Galliformes; Phasianidae
Gene: PDLIM4
Product: PDZ and LIM domain 4
Exons: 7
Coding region: 34-1026 (330 amino acids)
Biological process (GO): muscle structure development; heart development; actin cytoskeleton organization
Cellular component (GO): adherens junction; stress fiber; filamentous actin
Molecular function (GO): actin binding; muscle alpha-actinin binding
Source: RefSeq, a predicted model, not a curated record